CUGAGAUACAUAUUUAUUUGUCUAGUCCAGUUAACUUUUUCCCUUUUGAUUGUUAACAUCAAAACAAAAAUCUAAGAGCAGAAACUCUGUUCUAAAUCUAGAAUGCCGUCCUACAAUGAACGUAGAGACAUUAUUAAGCUAUCAUUGUGCAAUUUGAUACUAGGACCAAUAAUUUUUAUCUUGGGAAUCGUAACCGAAGUUCAAGAUUAUGUGGAAAAAAGAGACACCAAAAAUGCAAACGAGAACGAUCUAACACUGAAAUAUUAUCCGCUUUUCUGGGCCCAUGGUUCCCUCAUAUUUUGCUCCUUUGUUUCCGGAUUGUGCGCAAAUUUCGCAGUCACCGUGUUCUGCAAGAGUAAUUGGGAGAUCAAAUUCUUAAAAGUGGCGACGUUCUUGGCGAAAGCGUUAUUCUGUCAAAUUCUGCUGUACUUUUUCUACAACGUUGAUCCGAUAGGGUGGAGAACGCAUAAUGGACUUCUGGGGCCACGGGGACCGAUUGAGUUGCCCGUCUGUACAUGUUUUUAUUGCUUUGUGGUGCAAUACUAUUAUGCGACGGAGUGUACAAAAUUUGUAAAAGAGGCACAAAAGCUGGCAAAAGUUCGACAAGGUAUUGAAAGGAGGGUGCAGCAAAACAGAAGAUGAUUUCUGGAGGAAUUUAUGUUCGUAUUUUUUUGCAAUAUAUAUUUCAGUUUGAUAGAUAUGGUUUUAUAAAAGCUGCAAGCUUAAGGAUUUAAUUAUUUAAUCGUGCGUUUAUGUAAAUAUGUUAUUUAUAAAGACAAUUAAUAAGUAUUCAGUGAGACUUAUCAAAAUUAUAUGCAUACUGCGAAAAUAUUAUAUUAUCAUGGUUCAAAAAUCUGUAUUAAUUAAGAAAUUAUUUAAGUAAUGUUAUUUUUAAGCAUUAACUAACUAUGUGUCUGGUUCGCUGGUGUGAAGUCGAGUAAAAAUUUUUACAUGAUUUUUCAUAA
Messenger RNA from Folsomia candida, 965 nucleotides. RefSeq lists its product as uncharacterized. NCBI's taxonomy places the organism in Eukaryota, Metazoa, Arthropoda, Collembola, Entomobryomorpha, Isotomidae. Bases 103 to 642 code for a protein of 179 amino acids. The record is from RefSeq and is a predicted model, not a curated record. The transcript is spliced from 2 exons.